AUGAACUGGCCGUACCACCCUGUGUUCGUAUCCCGCGAUUGGAUGUCCAUCGACAGGGACAGUUACCCUGCCAACCGCGCUUUCACCGUGAACGAGAUUGAGCUGAACUUCAUGUUCGAUGCGCUCUACACUAAAGCGCCCAUUCUGUACACGAAACGCGGCGUCAUAGGCUGCUCUAUUGGCUUCUUCUGCUUGGUGUCUGCCUUGUGUAGAUUCGCCGUGAUCUUCAAGAACGCCUUCUUGAUCGAUAUGUACAUCACCUACACCUAUGCGUUGCUGAUGGCAUUCACAUGUCUCGAGCUUUAUCAGAUUACGACGUUGGCAUUUUCAGAUUGGGCAGUGGUGGAGAUGGGUAAGAACCUUGGGAUGCCGCUCUUCUCAAGGCUCCUCCCGUUUCUGGCUAAUCGGUGCAUGAGGAAGCAAAGAUGGUCGAGGUCAAUAGGGCAGCUCAAUUUGUUAAAACACUGCUUCUCAUUCCAAGAAAAGCGAAAUGCCGUCCAUGCGGUACUCCAUUGGUUUGGUAAGUGGAAGGCGGUGCGCGCAGUACUUGAUUGGUUAGGUAAGCGGGAGAUCUUCAGUUGGUAUUGGUUACACUCCCACCAGCCCAUGCCAUUGUACCUCAGAUCGUUGGUACUGCAAAAGUUGCGGAAGCUAGAGGAGAAAAGAGACUGCGGGCCAUUCAUCGAAAGAGGCAAGUGGACACUCGAGAUUCACGGCGUCCAAGAGAAACAAGCAUUGAGCGCUAGCAUUGAGGCGAAAUUUGCUAAAAGCAUCAUUGUCUGGCACAUUGCAACGGAGAUCCUGCAACCAUUGGAAAUCGAAAAAUCCGAUGCUUAUGAAGGAAGCAAAUUCUUAUCGGAGUACAUGAUGUACCUAUUUGCUCUGCAUCCUCACAUGCUGUCCCUCCCCACCGCCAACAUCACGCUGGAGUACGCUCGUCAAACACUGACGCUUUUCUUGAGUUAUCGAGACCAUAAAGAAGCAAUUAGCACACUAUCGUCGGUGGAUGGAGAUGUCACCCUUUCUGUGGCACCGAGUAAGGCGAUGAGUAACCAUCCUGACUGGCACGUGUUGUCGGAGGUGCAGAAGCUCGUGGCCGACCUGAGGACGAUGGACAACAAGUGGGAGCUCAUCAGCAGCAUCUGGGUGGAGAUGCUGUGUCAUGCAGCAUACAACUGUCAUGUGUAUCACCAUGCCAAGCGACUGAGAAGAGGGGGUGAGCUCAUCACUCAGGUGUUGCUCCUCUUGGCUCACAAGACAGACAAGUUCCCUUAUGAUUAUCCUGAACGUUGCCUUGAGAUCCCCGAAAUCUCUCUCCUUGGAAAAAGGUUCUUCUAG
Eucalyptus grandis is the source of this 1338-nucleotide messenger RNA. RefSeq lists its product as uncharacterized. Bases 1 to 1338 code for a protein of 445 amino acids. The transcript has a single exon. NCBI's taxonomy places the organism in Eukaryota, Viridiplantae, Streptophyta, Magnoliopsida, Myrtales, Myrtaceae. The record is from RefSeq and is a predicted model, not a curated record.